Labeo rohita (rohu) is the source of this 838-nucleotide messenger RNA. Its product is annotated as ras-related C3 botulinum toxin substrate 1-like. NCBI's taxonomy places the organism in Eukaryota, Metazoa, Chordata, Actinopteri, Cypriniformes, Cyprinidae. Gene Ontology annotation, molecular function: GTP binding; GTPase activity. The record is from RefSeq and is a predicted model, not a curated record. The transcript has a single exon. Gene Ontology annotation, biological process: small GTPase-mediated signal transduction. Bases 91 to 636 code for a protein of 181 amino acids.
AUCGUGAGGGUGGAUUAUUGCAUUCAGAGCAGCUUUUAUCGAUUGAUUCACAGUUAAAGCUGAGUGCUAACAGCAUAACGUGCUACACUGAUGGCGAAUGUAAAGUGUGUGAUCGUCGGGGAUGCGGCUGCAGAUAAAAAAAGCCUUGUGAUCAGCUACACCACUAGAUAUUUUCAGGGUGAAUACAUCCCCACUGUGUUUGAUAAUUAUUCUUCCACUGUGACCGUCGAUGGGAAUCCAGUGAACCUGUCAAUUUGGGAUACAACAGGACAGGAGGAUUAUGACAGACUUCGACCACUUUCUUACCCUGAGACGGAUGUGUACUUGAUGUGUUUCUCUCUUGUGGACCCAGACUCAUUAGAGAAUGUCUGUGUAAGGUGGUAUCCAGAGGUCAGGCAUCAUUGCCCAGACACUCCGAUCAUUUUAGUCGGGACUAAACUUGAUCUGAGAGACGACAAGGACACCAUUGAAGAGCUGAAGAAGAACAAGCAAACCCCCGUCAUCUAUCGUCAAGGCCAGGCUGUGGCUAAAGAAAUAGCAGCUGUGAAGUAUCUGGAGUGUUCAGCAUCAACACAGAUUGGCCUUAAGACGGUGUUUGAUGAAGCCGUCCGGGCAGCCCUGAACCACAUGAACUGACUGUAAUCUGAGCUCACCUGAAAGGAGAAAACAGUCUUAGCAAGUUGUUGUCUAUCUUGGACAAUGCCCAUCAUCCACUGCAUGGUACCAUUUCUAGGCAGAAUACUGUCUGUGUUUUCUUCUACAGAGAGACUGAGAAUGUUGCUUGUCACUCAGGUGAUGCGGCUCUUUAACUCUUUUCUAUGAGCAGGACUGAAAUUGG